Molecule: messenger RNA, 2233 nt
Organism: Xenia sp. Carnegie-2017
Lineage: Eukaryota; Metazoa; Cnidaria; Anthozoa; Malacalcyonacea; Xeniidae
Exons: 7
Coding region: 55-1263 (402 amino acids)
Molecular function (GO): protein binding
Source: RefSeq, a predicted model, not a curated record
UCUCGUGUACUGCAAUUUAUCGAUAGUCUAUCUUGAUGACACGCAUAUUUUGAAAUGGGAGAUUGUAAGAUCGCUAAAGCGGUUCUACGCAGCUUUGUUCUUUUCGCAGGAAUCGUUCUUUUGAACGCGGCCCAAUACGUUAAGAAUCUCGAUUGCCCACCGGACAUUCUUCGGCUCAUGGUCGGUAGCAAGUUAGAGUUGAAAUGGCACUACGAGAUGAACGUUUCCUUUCGAGAUUCUUGGAAAAUAAAUUUGUACGUCCACAAAAGCGACAGCAAGAGAAGGAAGUUAAUAGAAUUACAUCGUGGUCAUACAGAAUUAAGACCAGGCAGCAAUAGUUGGGCAGAUAAGAUGGAUUUGUCGUACACUAGUGCAAAGAUCACCGUUUUAAAAACGACGUUUAACCAUACGGGAGACUACGGAAUUAUGUUCGUCCCGUUGAAUAAAAGCAAGACUGACAUUUUAACGAAGUACACGGUAGUGACCAUUGUUGACAUGCUACUUGACGAGGAAAAAUCAUCAUUUGUCGAAAAGACGUGGAUAAAUGAACCGGCCGAGCUGGUUUGCGCCGUGAAUCUCAAAGAUAAUGCAGAUGCUCCAACGUUCAAAUGGAAACACAGUAAAAAUGGAACUGUGACAAAAAACGUUUUCAAGGAAAGAGAUAGAAGUGUGCUAAAGGUGAAUGCUCGAGAUGUAAAUGAUUUUGGAAGUUACAAAUGCCAGAUUAAGACGGUACACACAAAGAUAAAACACAAUAUGACUCUGAAAAGAAUCGAAUACCCCGGGUAUCCGACCGAAAUCGUCUUCUCCCGCAAAAAACUAUCGUGGCUUGCACCAAUGCGAUGGAAGUCGGUGUUUUCCGUGCAGUAUCUAAUAAACAAACAAAAGAAAAAUUGGAUGGAAGUUGGUCGGACUUUGGAAAAGACUGUUCACUCGAAAUCUCUGUCAAAGUUUCUACCACACGGCGUCCACUUCUGUUGCGUGCGCAUAUGCAUCAACGUCACAACAACGUUGCAAAACAAGAUUUGUUCUCCGGGCAAAAUGGUUGAAGACUCUCCAGAUGUAUCACCUCCGUCAGCAAUACAUUUGACGUACCAUGGUAACGAAGCGAUACUAACAUGGUCUCGGAGUGAUUAUAACAAGAAAGACAUACUUGGCUAUGUAGUGCAAAUUUUCCACGGCUCAGAUUACAGCAGCAAAAGUAUGACAUUAAAAUAUCUGUACGAGAAGCCAGAAAGAACGAAUAUGUCAUUACGAAUGUGAAAGACAUGGAAAAUGCCAUCUUUAGGGUGUGCAUUCGUCGUUCCCUUUGCCUCUUUGAAGAAUCAUGCUCCGAGAAAGUUAGCCUUUCUUUAGUUCUUCCGACACAGCCAAUGGAAAUCAAAAUCGAGUUCCAUAAUAAAACUGAAGACAUAAAAGUAUCCUGGACACAACCUCGAAAGCUUGGUAAGGAAACUUGCUGUACAUUGUUGAAGUGCAGAACGAAGCAGGUGCCACAAUAAAGACAAUGUUCACACUCGAGCAAACCGCUGUACUUAAGUUACCAUCGAAGGUACAUUAUGUCAAAGUGUGUGCCAGAAGCGACGUCAAUGUUCUUCACAAAUCUUGCUCCGAAAGAUAUUUAUUAGGAAAUGCAACAGAAGAAGGUAGCGUUGUUGGUUCAGGAAGACAUUCAACAAUUUGCUGUGAAAACAUGAUUUUUCUCAUCUCGAUAAUGAUCGCAAUUAGUAUUUGCUAACAUCCCAUGCACCAGUUGGGCUUGGCACUAUCUCCCAGCUGUCUCGUGGAUGGGCUGGAACACCUAUAGAAUGAAUAAAUAAUAAGGAGAUAAAAUUCGAGUGAAUAUAUUUUACAUAUACUUUUAUAAAGUAAAAAUGUUCACACAACCUGGCAAAUCAUUAACGAAAUACACUCGGUCAUGAAAUAUUGGUAAAAUGAUAAUUUAACCAAUCUACAGCAAAACUAACUUUUAUGUUUUUUUUAUGUAAGCUAGCUAUAUAUUUCAAAAGAUUAAACAUAUAAGCUAAUUCUCUUAGCUCACUAGCUCAUUUUUCUGCAAUUGAGAAACGACUAUAACUCCUUUAAAGGCUUCAAUAACGUCAGAUAUAGGUUAUAAGUGAAAUUAGAGUGAUAAAUUUAUGAUCUAACAGGUUCUUGUAAAAUCGAAGAUAUACUUCAGAAAUUCAUAAUUAUGUACUUGGAAUCAAAAAUUAAAAAAUUCGAUGUGUAGUAA